AUGGUCUCUGACCAAGUGCUCAAACUCGUCCACGAGUCUGAGACUGUCAGCUCCGUUUGGGCGAAAGAUCCUUCACGGGCGCCGAGCGACAUAAUCAAGCAGCUUUAUGGGGAGUUCAAGCGAGAUCGCAAUUGCGAUGGCAGCGAACACAGACAGCCCCCUUCCCAAGAGGCGCAAGAGGCGGCCUUACGGUGCGGCAACUGGGGAUCAACCAAACCAAGUUCUCUCUUCUUGCAGGCCUUUGCCGAUGCUUUGAACUGUUUGGGACCAGAUCCCCUGUCUGGAGUCGUGUCGCCUCCGUUGAUGGGAUCCCAUGGUACAAUGCCACUUACUGUUAUUGCUCCCGUGGCAGACGUUAUCCGACACUGCUCCAAUCUCAUUGCACGAGCUGAGAGAGAAGUAUUCUUCAUAACAUGCGCUUGGUCCCCGUCUGUUGCCCAGCGUCUUUUACGGAACUCACUGAUUGAGUUGUCCAGAAGAUCAGUUGCUCGAGGACAACGCGUAACGGUCAACUUGAUGUAUGACAGUGCGGGACCAUCAAACAUACCAGACUCACACCACAGAGUGAAACCGGAGAACUAUACGUCAAAAUCAGUUGGACUUCCCGGUCCCGACGAAAUUCCCAACGUCGACUUGGAAGUUACAAGCUUGCACACUAUACCGUUGGGCACGCUGCAUGCCAAAUUCUGCGUGGUGGAUCGCAAGAUUGCAGCCGUCAUGAGUAACAACAUGCAGGAUAACGACAAUCUGGAGAUGAUGGUGCAUCUGGAAGGACCGAUUGUUGACAGCAUUCACGAUACCGCCCUGAUAACAUGGUACCGAAACCUGAGGACAUCGGUGCCUUCGCAAAAUCAAGUCCCAGCCUCUGCUGGCGGAUUGCCCACAAACGACCACGAGAGACUGUAUCUGGACCGCUCACCCGGCCAAACAACGAGUAACAUUGCGCUUGCUGGGGAGUCGCAAACUCAGCUUUUGCCACAUACCACAGACGACCCCCUUUAUGACAAGGACUUGACUGGGGAAAUUAUGCGAAUCCAACACACCUAUUCUGUGAAACCCAACGAGAGUCGUCUUCAGGCUGCUAAUCGACAGCUAAACAUACCCGUCAAGAACCCCAUUGAGCCAACUGGUCCCGAAAUUGUUGACGGUGAAGAAAUGACUCCAUACAUCUCUACUACAACACCUACUUCUGUUCCCAUGGCCAUGGUAUCGCGUCCUCCGUACGGUUGCUUUGGCUCUAGUAACGGCUAUGUUCCGCAAAAUGAAGCAUGGCUGUCGCUUAUACGGAAUGCGAGGGAAAAGAUAUUUAUACAAACACCAGACCUGAAUGCAGAGCCUCUUUUGCCAGCAUUAGUGGAAGCUUUGAAGCGUGGAGUUCAAGUUACAUAUUAUGUGUGCUUUGGCUAUAAUGACAUGGGGGAAAUGAUUCCAGGUCAAGGCGGGACCAAUGACCAAGUGUCCAAAUCACUAGUCGACUCUUUGCCGCCUGACGGACCGGAGAGAUCUUUGCUGAGGAUUUACAAUUAUGUGGGAAAGGAUCAAGACCAUCCCAUCCACCACAGCUUCAAAGCUCGCUCAUGCCACAUCAAGCUUCUCAUUGUGGAUGGCAGCGUUGGGAUUCAAGGCAGUGGCAACCAGGAUACGCAGUCGUGGUUCCACAGCCAGGAAGUCAAUGUCAUGGUGGACAGCAAGGAAAUAUGUGCCGAUUGGAUGAAGGGAAUCGACAGAAACCAAAAUACAAGCUUGUUUGGACGGGUAGCCAAGGAUGGUAUCUGGCGAGAUAAAGAUGGGAAUCCUGGUGCGGGAUACAUGGGUGACCCUGGCAAAGUUGAGGGGUUGUUCAAAGGGGUUGUUGGUAUGGUACAAAAGAUGGAAGGAUUGGGCGGAUUUUAG
This is a messenger RNA of Pochonia chlamydosporia 170, 1893 nucleotides long. Its product is annotated as phospholipase D Active site motif protein. The record is from RefSeq and is a predicted model, not a curated record. NCBI's taxonomy places the organism in Eukaryota, Fungi, Ascomycota, Sordariomycetes, Hypocreales, Clavicipitaceae. Gene Ontology annotation, molecular function: catalytic activity. The coding region runs from base 1 to 1893 and encodes 630 amino acids. The transcript has a single exon.